CGAAGUCUCAUUGUAUUUUGGGUGUGUAAGGAAUUUGGUAUAUCUGGUACAGAAAAGGUUUCGGUAUUGUUGAAUUAGCGGGUUUAAUGAUGAAACUAUAAUACGCUCUCGAUUCUUCAGCUAAAGCUACAAAAUAAUUGUAAACUCUUUAGCUUUUCAGAGGAGAAUGGUUCGAACAAAAGCACAAAUUUCUAAGGAGGAUCAAUCUCCUAAGCUCACACGCUCAGGCAAAAAUGCAGUCAACAAAAAGAAAAACACAUCUUCUUCCAAAUCAAAGACUUAUGACGAAGAUGUUCAGAAAACAGUCGCAGAUUCGAAGCCUCAAUUUUUCGACCACUGGCUAAUGAAAUCAGAACCGGACAGUAGGUUUGAAAAGGGAGUUGACAUGAAGUUUUCGAUUGAUGAUUUGGUUAAAGAGGCUAACUCGACUGCUUGCUGGGACGGGGUGAGGAACUAUGAAGCACGGAAUUUGUUGCGUGAUCAAAUGAAAAAGAACCAAAAGGCGUUUUUCUAUCACAGUAAUUGCAAACAACCGGGAAUUGUUGGAAUUGUCAAAAUUAUCAAAGAAGGUUAUCCUGAUUAUACCCAGUUCGACAGAACAGAUGCGCAUUUUGAUGCCAGCAGCAAUCUGGAUGCUCCCAAAUGGUACAUGGUUGACGUUAAAUUCGUCCGCAAGACCAAACGCCUGAUUGGUUUACAAGAGCUGAAGAAACUCCACUUGGACCAUGCAAAAAGUUCUCCCAAAGGAGUGUUGCAUAAUUUGUCUUUGUUCACGCGGUCUCGGCUUUCUGUUCAGCCUUUGACAAAAGAGCAGUUUGAGUUCAUUUUGAAGCUGGAAGACCAGGACAAAGAAAACAACUGAAGAACUGCUUGGAGCUUAAAAUUGGAGCUCAAGAAAAGACUAGAAAAUUUUUAGACUUGAACCACAGUGACAAUUGAUAUGUUUGCAUGAUAUUAGUCAUGAAUGUGAAUUUUUGUUUUUCUUGCAUACUUAGAGAAAAGUUUGGGUUUUAAUUUU
Messenger RNA from Symsagittifera roscoffensis, 1018 nucleotides. Its product is annotated as thymocyte nuclear protein 1-like. The record is from RefSeq and is a predicted model, not a curated record. The coding region runs from base 167 to 862 and encodes 231 amino acids. The transcript is spliced from 2 exons. Gene Ontology annotation, cellular component: nucleus. Lineage: Eukaryota; Metazoa; Xenacoelomorpha; Acoela; Convolutidae.